Molecule: messenger RNA, 3085 nt
Organism: Styela clava
Lineage: Eukaryota; Metazoa; Chordata; Ascidiacea; Stolidobranchia; Styelidae
Source: RefSeq, a predicted model, not a curated record
UUUUUUACAGGGUAUGUUUACAGAUUUGAAGUUGCGCGAAGUUGACAAGAUAUAGAAAACUGAAAAUAAAAAUGCAUAAUAUUAUUAUAAAAUAUGAAUAUAUACCGUAUAUGCAGGAAAGGCAGUUCAGAAUCCUAUCGUAAGCCACUGCGAUACAGGUACCGGUACCGGUACCGUAGUACCGGUGCUGUCAAUUUUUAAUCACUUUUACGCCAGUAAUUUGCUUUUCAGGUAAGUUACAGAUUUAAUUAUGGUUCCAAGCAAGCAUCGAUGGUCUGGAUCAUACUGCUGCAUUCCUGGUUGCAAAAGUUCAUCCGGGAAUGGUGACCAUUUGUAUCAUGUCCCGGAUGGUAAGAAUAAGAAAUUUGGAAUGCCUUCAAAGGAAUGGGCACAAAAGUUUCAUCAGGUUGUGUUCAAAUAUCGCUUCUCUCCUAAUUUCAAAAGCAAAGUUGAGGAUGGUAAGGUCAGAAUUUGUGGUGAUCAUUUCGAGGAUGAAGAUAUCCAAAAGACCAAUAAAAGAAGUUGGAUUAAGUUUGGAGCAUUACCUACAAAAUGUUUGCCAAGAAAAUCGCAUGAAGUAUCUCCUUGCCCACCAAGAAGGAUUGUUCCCAAAUAUUCAUCCACAAAUGACUGUCCAUCUUCAUCAUCUCAAUCUUCGAUUUACAAUUCCAUCAAUGAAAUAAUUACAGCUUUUGAAAGUAUUACCCUGAAAAACUGGAGAAUGCAUCGAAUUAAUGCACACAAAGCUCAUUUCACAUACUACUCUAAUCACAGUUUACAUGCGACACCGGAAAUAAGCCUUUUAAUUUGCCAAUUUGAUCAAAAACCAUUUUACUUUUCUUGCGCUUUUGCUGGAGUUUACUCUUCCACUAUAUCAUCGACACUAAGUUUGAGAGGAAUUUCAAUUUCAAUCUUACUCAAAAACUUGGUUGAUCUCACUCCUUGUUUUGGUUAUAAUGUUGUUUCCACAAAGAGUUCAUGGAUUCCCAGAAGUGUUGCAGAAAUAGAAGAUACUGGCGAAAUUUCCUUGAAAUUAAGAUAUAUCAGCUCUCAAUGUGAAAUAGCGUAUUCUUAUGCUGGUGCAAGACCCAACAUCUGCUCUACUUGUAUGCGUCUCCAUGUGCAUGAUCAAGACAGUGACAAGCGAAAAACCAAUAGAUUCGAAAAACUAAAACAUGUUCCACUUGCUAAUCGGUGUACUUAUGCUACAGCUAGUAAAGAAAGAUUGGUCGCACUAGCUAAUAUAAAUAGACAGCGUUUAAGUGAUCUUGAAAAUGAGGUACGAAAGGCUGGCAUCAUGGUUUCAACAAAUAUGUCCUCCAUGAUUGAAGGAUUGUCAGAGGAUGAGUUUUUAAAAGACUGGUGGGAAGUUCAGCAACAUUUGCAAAAAUCUAACAGUAAAUUUGGAAGGAGAUAUCCACCAUCUAUUAUUCGUUACUGUCUCAUGUUGUAUGCAAAGUCACCAUCUGCGUAUAAAUUCAUACAAAGAAUCAUGGUCUUGCCUGCUCCACGUACACUGCAAAAUAGCAGAAAUGCUUUCUGUGGUUCAUGUGAAUACGGAUUUCAAAAAUCCAUUGCUGCGCGUAUACAAUUAGAAGCAGAUUCUGCAGAGAAAGAAUGUGACAAAAUGGUUGUACUUGCAGUUGAUGAAAUGUCUAUAAAAGAAGAUCUUGUGUUCAAAUCAUCCACUGGGGAGGUUACAGGUUAUGUCGAUUUUGGAAAUGAAUGCAUUAACAAUUUGUCCAAAUCGUAUAACAGGAUUGCCUAUCAUGUCCUUGCGAUAUAUGUUCGAGGCAUCACAAAUCACAAAUUGGAUGGCGUUCUUGCGUAUUAUCCCACGGCUGGAAUCAAUGCAGAGGAUCUUGUCCUAUUAUUAUGUGACCUUUUGGUGGAAAUACCUCACCAGACUCAUUGUGUUAUCCUUGCUAUUGUUUGUACAUCUACAUGCUGCCGGAUCCACCUCACCUUUUGAAAACCUGUCGUAAUAAUUUGCUCAGUACGAAAAAAAAUCUGUGGAACGGAGAAGACAUCUAUAUGGAACCUGUAAAGCAGCUAAUAAGGGAAGAUCUAAAGCGGGGAGAGUUGAGGCUCUUUCAUAAAAUCACUGAAUCACAUAUUAAUCCGAGUCCCUGGGAAAAAAUGAGUGUACGUAUCGCAGCACAAACUUUGUCUUAUACUGUAGGUAAAGCCAUAGAAAAUCGAGGUUUUUCUGCUUUAGCAGAGUUUAUUCUAAAUUCAGACAAGUGGUUUGACUGCAUGAACUCAGGAUUCCAGAAUAAAAAUGCUAAACCAUCUCGCCAGCCUUUUUACAACAUCUAUGAUAAAAGAAUAGAAUGGCUUGAGAAAGAUUUUCUAAAAUACCUGGAUGAUUGGGAAGAAAAGGCGUACAGUCGGCCACUAGUAGGAGAUGUUAAUCGCCAGAAAAUGCUGCUCAGUGAUGCCACAAGAAAUGGCUUGAGAAUGGCAUCCGUUUCAAUGGCUGCGAUUAUUCGUAUUGUUCUGAGCAGUGGUGCGAGCUAUGUUUUACCACGGCGUAUUAACCAAGACCCUCUAGAGGCAUAUUUUGGUCAUCAACGCGAUCGAGGUUCCCGUACUGGAAACCCUACCUUAAGUUUGUUCACAUCGAACUCCAGAUCAAUAGAUGUUGUAAAAUCUUUUAAUAGUGUUUUUGGUUCUAAUGUUGCGAUUAAAAAUGAUUGAUAAAUUUCCAGAAGCUGAACUUUUUGCUUCGAAUACAUCCGGAUUCUAGUACUAGUUCAUUUUCUUAAAUCGUUUCUAAUUUUAGUGACUGGCCCGUCUCUGCUUUUAAUAAUAGUUUAUGUAUCCAAAAUUGUAUUUUUAUAUUAAUCGAUGGAUCGCCAAAAAUGCCUCUUAUUCGAGAGACUGAAUUCAAAAAAAAAAGUUUCUCUUUCCCCGUAUAAUUUUAUGGAACCUCAUCCAUGUUUUAAAAAUAACUAUCAAUUAUUGGCCUGUGUAUUUUUUGUUUCUCUCUACCAGGUCUGUGUAAUUCUUCAUAUUAGUGUCAAAAUUCCUGUUCAGUUUACCUAUGGUAUUUCUUAUGCUAAAAAAACACAAAAUGAAACUA